This is a messenger RNA of Colossoma macropomum (tambaqui), 2845 nucleotides long. It is a transcript of the gene alkbh2, whose product is annotated as alkB homolog 2, alpha-ketoglutarate dependent dioxygenase. The coding region runs from base 505 to 1275 and encodes 256 amino acids. Gene Ontology annotation, biological process: DNA repair. The record is from RefSeq and is a predicted model, not a curated record. Lineage: Eukaryota; Metazoa; Chordata; Actinopteri; Characiformes; Serrasalmidae. The transcript is spliced from 4 exons.
CGAAAUCUCAGUGUACUUAGUGGAGCUCCACGGCCGUUUGAGGAGGAAACCGCUCGACAACAAGAUUAACGGGCGAACAUUUGAAACCACCAUCACAGCCAUUACUGACCGCCUUCUCCACACUGCGGACUGACCGGUCAUUACUGCACCGAGCUGAUGAAAAGCAGAUCUAAAACUUUCGAAACGGAUAAACACGAAAGUGGCGGGGAGUUCACGAGGCCGAAGUCGGCUUUCUAUUCGCCAGCUUCUUGUUCCAACUUUGCUUUUCUACUUUAAGUGGUUUAUGUGUUACUAGCUAUAAAGCUAAGGGAGCAGUAACUUCGCGCCGGCGGUUUGAAUGCAUUCUAGCGCCUGGGCGUUAUAAUAAUAAUAAUAACGACAGCAGCAACAACUGCUGCGCAAUUUAACCUAAGGGUGGAACAGGACAAUUCGAGGAAGCUGGCGAAUCAGCCUCGUCAGGAGUUUCACAUGUAGUUAAAACAGAAAACAGCUACACGUGCCAGAAUGAAGAAGCGAGUAGCUACAUGUGGGGAACAAGAGGAAACUGAAGGAGAGGACUUAGUAACGCUGCAUACAAAUCAAAUAUGUGAAACUGUAGAAGAUGAUGAAGAUGAAGAAUUUUCUCACCCAAUUCCUUGGCGAAAGAUUGAGGCAGAGGGACUGGACUGUGACCAUGGCUUGCUUUUUUCCAAAGAAGAAGCGGAUAGACUUUUCAGCCGACUAGAGGAGGAGGUGGAGUACUUCACAGGUGACCAAGCUAAGGUGCAGGUGUAUGGGAAGUUGCACAGUGUUCCCAGACAGCAGGCAACGUAUGGAGAUGAAGGACUGAUGUAUUCUUUCUCUGGAGUCCAUCUUCUGGCCAGACCAUGGACUCCUACGCUGGAGUAUAUCCGUGAUGCUGUCACCAAUGCAACAGGACAGACCUUCAACUUUGUCCUAAUAAACAGGUAUAAAGAUGGCCAUGAUCAUAUAGGCGAACACCGGGACGAUGAGCGGGAGUUGGACCCCACCUGUCCAAUCGCUUCUGUCUCUCUGGGGGCUGUGCGGGACUUCAUCUUCCGACACAAAGAUGCCCGGGUUGGGCCAAACAAACGCCAGAUCAAGCCUGUGAAGCUGGAGUUGGAUCACGGAAGUCUUCUGCUUAUGAACUCUCCCACCAACACAUACUGGUAUCAUAGCCUCCCAGUACGGAAGAAGGUGAAGACACCACGCAUCAAUCUCACCUUCAGACGCAUCAUUAGGAGCUGCCAAAGAAGUGACGUUAAAAACAAGUGACUUAUUAUUAUUAUUAUUUCAUGACAAACAUGAAAACCAAGUUCAUCAUAUCAGAUUUGCAGUCAUGUUGUUGAUCAGGUAAAGCACUUUCUCUUGAAGCUUUUCUAACACUGUGUCCAGUGCCAUGUCAGUUUUGUUUAGUAUCACUUCCUGGCACUGGUAAUGACGGUUAUAUACAAUUGUAUGUGAAAGUUUGGGAACCCCUGGUCAAAUGAUGUUUUGUUGAUAAAUAAGUUAACACAUCCUCUCAAGGGAAAACACUUCUGCCUGUUUUAAUGCACAAUCACUGUUUAUUUGCUGACUUUUACACAUUGGGGAAAAAAUAAACUAUAAAAUGUGGCCUGUGCAAAAGUUCUGGCACAUUUUAUAUUGUGUUUUAUUUUUUUCCAUCAUAUUAACUUAGCAAAUAAACAGAAAAUGUGCAUUAAACGCAUUACUGAAUCAGGAGGAAAAAAGAACAUGCUAAAAUAUUAAACUGUUUCAACAAGCUUACAAUCAUCACAUGAAUCUGCUUGGGGGACCAAAGCACCACUGAUGUUGCAAAUUAUUCUUCUGCACAUUACGUCCAAUUACACAUUACCACCAGAGAGGUCUCCAAAUCCCCAACACUUUAUAUAGUGUAGCUUUAAGUGUGUUUCCGGUAGAGGAUGUUAUUUUCACAAAGAUAAUCAAAAAAGCAUGUCAUUUGACCAGUAGUGCCCAAACUUUUGUAUACGAUUAUGUUUAAUGUGUACACUAGAUAUGGCAUAGCAGCAACCAGGUUUGGACUGACAUAAUAGGUUGCAUGUUUCAGUUUGAUGAUGUUUUGCACUAUUACUAUAUAUGCUGUGCUUUAAAAGUUGACAGCAUAGUAAGUAAAAGAACAAAUUCAAGAUUAUUCAAAGGAUAUGCAUUUAUUUUUUUUAUAAAACCAAAAACUACAUGUGGAAUAAAUAAAUGAAACACAACCAUACUUCUGUACAAGACAUUUCUAAUGUAGAGUGAAAAAUCAAAACAAAACAAUAUGGUCCCCAUGAGUACAUUUUCGCAAAAAGGUUCAAAGAUUGAACUAGAGAAGGCAAUAUUUUGGCAAAAAAUUGUGGCAAAAAUCAUAAAAGGGUAAUAACGAAAAUGUUAUUGUAUAAAUAUAUACAUAUUUUUGCAAGCAGACAUAAUCAGAGUGAUUUUUUUUUACUAAAAGUCAUACUUAGUGUUUUAAAUGCCAGCACUGCUGGACUGAGUAUGAGGUAUUUGCACAGCUGUCUAUCCAUAACCUGCCUGUUAAAGUCUAAUGAAAAUCACUUUAUUUUCCCCAUGGACAGCUACACAAGCUAAGUCUUGACAGCAGACGCUUGCCAGAGAGAGACAAAUACUUAAUGAAUUAGAUGGGUACACGGUCAGAAUUAAGAAGUUGUGCACUGUGGACUUUCAGAAGGUUGUAGUGCUAUUGAAAUGGUGACCUGCAUUUCAAAGCUUCAUUUUGUAACUCCGUACAUACGAUCACAGUUCGGACUGCACGUUAGUGGAUGUGGAAAGAGUUUUGCUGGGAGAUAAACAGUUGUGAGAAACACAAACUCGGGCAGACGUAAAA